AUGAUUGGGGCUUGGAAUGUGAGAGGGUUGAACAAGCCUCGAAGGAAAAAGGAGGUGAAGAAAUGGAUUACAUCCAAUUCAUCUCAUUUUGUUUGUUUGUUUGAAACUAGAGUUCGGGCUGUUUCUUUUGAUAUUAUUUCCAAAAAGGUUAUGCCUAGUUGGAGUUGGGCGGAUAAUUAUGUGGCACAUGGUUUGGGCAGAAUUUGGAUUGGAUGGAAUGCUGCAAUAUUGUCUGUCGUGGUUUUGGAUGUGCAGGCUCAGUGUAUGUUGCUUCAAGUUACCAUCCUACAUUCUGGUGAAAUUAUUUUCUGUACUCCAGUCUAUGCUGCGAAUAGGGCUGUAGAUAGAAAGGCUCUCUGGUCCUAUAUAACCCACUAUUCUAUAUUGGCUAAUGGGCCGUGGAUCACCCUAGGAGAUUGGAAUGCUAUUAGGUUCCAUGGUGAUAAGAAAGGAGGUAAGAGGGUUCCUCAAAAGUUGCUUGAUGAAUUUAGUAACUGCCUGCAUACAGCAAAUUUACUGAAAAUUUAUGCUACUAAUGGUGAAUGGUCUUGGAGUAAUAGGCAGAGGACUACUAGGAGGAUUUGUGUUAAACUUGAUAGGGUGUUUUUGAAUAAUCAAUGGUUGGACCAAAUUCCUGGUACUAAGAUGGCUUUCUCUGCAGCAAAGAGUUCUGAUCAUUAUGGAGUGGUGGUUCAAGUUUCAAAGACUUUUGCAGCAGGUCCAGAACCAUUUAAAAUGCUGAAACUCUGGUGUCUUAAAGAAACUGUUUUACCCAUUAUUGAGCAAGCAUGGAAGAUUGAAGGGAAAGGGGUUUUAAAGUCUACCCAAAAACUUGAAGACAUCCAGUUGCAGUUGCUGUCCAAUUCGUCUGAAGAUCUGUUUGAGGCUGAAUAUAAGAUCAGAGAGGAGUAUCAAGCUUCUAUGACUGACCAAGAGAUACUUCUAGCUCAAAAGGCUAGGACUCUAUGGUUAAGGGAGAAUGACAGAUGCUCUGCCUUUUUCCAUCAUUAA
Molecule: messenger RNA, 1011 nt
Organism: Cornus florida
Lineage: Eukaryota; Viridiplantae; Streptophyta; Magnoliopsida; Cornales; Cornaceae
Exons: 2
Coding region: 1-1011 (336 amino acids)
Molecular function (GO): catalytic activity
Source: RefSeq, a predicted model, not a curated record